UGAAGCCAAUCAUAUGUUUAAAUACUGCUCUUGGGGAGUGGUUCCAGCUCUUAUAAGGUACUCCUAGAAAAAGCAGAUACACUUUCUGAAGUAGCCGCAGACAUGGACACCACAGGAAAAGUGAUCAAAUGUAAGGCGGCUAUCGCAAGGGGAAUACAUAAACCACUCACAAUUGAGGACAUUGAAGUUGCACCCCCAAAAGCUCAUGAAGUCAGAAUUAAGAUUUUGGCAUCUGGUAUUUGUGGCUCAGACCUCAGUGUAAUGAAAGAUAAACUUAGUGAUAUAAAAUUUCCAGCUAUUUUGGGUCAUGAAGCCAUUGGUAUUGUUGAAAGCAUCGGUAAGGAUGUGACUGUGGUUAAACCAGGUGACAAAGUGAUCCCACUGUUUUUACCUCAGUGUGGACAGUGCAGGGCUUGCAAGACUUCAAAUUGUAACCUAUGUGAAAAAAAUGACUUUAGUGCCAAAACAGGGCUGAUGGAAGACAAAACCAGCAGAUUUACAUGCAAAGGCGAACAAAUCUAUAAUUUUAUGUGCACAAGCACUUUCACAGAAUACACUGUUGUGCCUGACAUAUGCGUGGCCAAAGUAGACCCUGCUGCUCCUGUUGAAGGUUGCCUUAUUGGCUGUGGAUUUGCUACUGGAUAUGGUGCAGCGGUGAACACUGCUAAGGUUACUCCAGGAUCUAUGUGUGCUGUAUUUGGCUUAGGAGGUGUGGGAUUUUCAGCUAUAGUUGGCUGCAAAAUCGCUGGAGCAGGUCGGAUUAUAGGAGUUGGCUCACAUAAGGAUAAAUUUGCAAAAGCCAUUGAGUUGGGAGCCACUGAGUGCCUAAGCCCAAAGGAUUAUGACAAACCAAUUCAAGAGGUCAUUAGAGACAUAACCAAUGGAGGAGUGGAUUUUGCCAUUGAAUGCACUGGAUAUAUUGAAACAAUGAAAACUGCAUUUGACUCAACUUACAUAGGCAAUGGGGUCACUGUUGUGCUUGGAGUAGCAGGCCCAGAUGAUAGACUUUCUUUUCAUCCUGGUGAACUCUUGAUGGGGCGUACCAUGAAAGGAUCAGCAUUUGGAGGUUUUAAAAGCAGAGAUGAAGUACCAAAGCUUGUUUCUGAUUAUAUGGCAAAAAAAUUUAGCAUUGAUUUCAUGGUGAGCCAAAGAAUGCCAUUGGAAAAAAUCAAUGAAGCAUUUGAAUUGAUGGAAAGUGGGAAAGGAGUGCGUAACAUUAUCAUUUUCUAAUGCAUAUUCCAUUUCUCGUGUGAAGUCAACUACAGAUGUGCAGCCUGACGUCCUGUUGAUUAUAAUUGCUUCAGUAGUACAAUUUUCAAUAAAAAAAUGCUGCUAACACGACUGUAUACAAUUUAAUGCAAUAAGAAGUUUUUACUGCUUAUAUAAUUAAAUGUACGAAUCCUAACACAAUAGGAGAAAAAAAAAAGUUAAGAGAUAGCACAUACUUUCCAUGUAUUCUAUAUUAUGUUACCUGAAGCUAAAUAAAUCAUUUCUGGACUGCUA
Xenopus laevis (African clawed frog) is the source of this 1503-nucleotide messenger RNA. Its product is annotated as NADP-dependent alcohol dehydrogenase. Lineage: Eukaryota; Metazoa; Chordata; Amphibia; Anura; Pipidae. The record is from RefSeq and is a predicted model, not a curated record. The transcript has 9 exons. The coding region runs from base 103 to 1230 and encodes 375 amino acids.